Phytophthora sojae is the source of this 912-nucleotide messenger RNA. RefSeq lists its product as hypothetical. The transcript is spliced from 3 exons. Gene Ontology annotation, biological process: fatty acid metabolic process. Bases 1 to 912 code for a protein of 303 amino acids. The record is from RefSeq and is a predicted model, not a curated record. NCBI's taxonomy places the organism in Eukaryota, Oomycota, Peronosporomycetes, Peronosporales, Peronosporaceae. Gene Ontology annotation, molecular function: NAD+ binding.
AUGCCGCACGGGGAGACAGCAGCAGCAGCGCAGGCCGGCGGCGAGCAGGCCGCCGAAAGCGGCACCUGCGCGUACACGAACUCGAGUGCCCAGAGCGCAGCCGGCGGCUCCAAGGUGGCGGUGGUGGGCGCCGGCUUCCUGGGCAAGUGCAUCGCCAUCGACCUGUCACUGCUGGGCGUGCAAGUGCUCGUGUGCGAUACGAACCCGCAGACCGGCGACGCGUUGUCCUCCUACGCGUACGAGCUGCUGCACCCGCUGCUGUACCUGGGCUACGUGACCAAGAGCAUGCUGACGCAGGCAUGCGGCAACAUCACGGUCGUCUCGGACGUGGCUCAGUGUGCCGAUGCUGUCAUUGUUAUCGAAGCGGUGAGAAGGGAGUGCCACUUGAGGAGGACGAAAGUGUCCUCCUGUGGCAGUUACAAGGCUGAUGAAGUUUUGGUUGCCCUACAGAUUCCAGAGAACUUGGAGGCCAAGGUGAAGCUCUUCAAGACGCUCGAGCAGCACUGCUCAGCCUCGACCAUCCUGGCCACCAACACGAUCGAGCUCCCCAUCGACUCGAUUCAGAUGCACCUGCAGCACCCGGACCGCUUCUUGGGCAUGCGCUUCUUCUACCCAUGCGUGCUGAUGUCUCCGGUUGAGCUCACCACGGGCACAUCAACGUCGCAGCGCACGGUCGACCGCAUCGUAGCGUUCCUGCAGCGGCUGGAGAAGCUGCCGCACCGCGGACCGACCAAGCGAGUGCUCACCAGCCAGGAAGCGAGCGCCUUCCAGUUCGACACGGCUGUGCGUGGCAACUUUUACCACGGUUUGCUCGAGCCCAAGCGCUCGACGUCCUUGGACGACAUCAUCACCCCUCAACCCGGUCCGCCGCUUGUCGGACCCAACUUCAACGCUGAUACGACGUCACUUUAG